Molecule: messenger RNA, 1350 nt
Organism: Ramularia collo-cygni
Lineage: Eukaryota; Fungi; Ascomycota; Dothideomycetes; Mycosphaerellales; Mycosphaerellaceae
Product: related to laminaripentaose-producing beta-1,3-glucanase
Exons: 4
Coding region: 1-1350 (449 amino acids)
Source: RefSeq, a predicted model, not a curated record
AUGUACAAAUCCUUCAGCCUUCUCUUGGUCGCAACGGCCGCUCUGGUUAGCAAUGUUGCGGCCAUCCCGGUGGUAUCACGCCAGAGCGCGGAAUCGGUUCCAGUUAUGCCAGGCAGUGUCGAGGAUAUUAUCAUCACCGCCGGGAAUACAUUGAACGCCACCAACCCUGUUGCCACACCAAGCCACUCCAACGAAACAACCUUUAGCAUUACUGCGAACUCUAGGCUGCCGAUGAACCUGGUCAACAACAUCGGUGGUUCAGUCAACGCGUACGUGACUGGUCUGGAUCCAAGUGGCCGUAUUGUCUUCGUCCAGCCCAAUGGACAAUUCUAUUAUCCGCCUGCAGAUGCUUCGUACAACACUCCUCGGGAGGUGUUCGCAAAUGUCGCCAUUCCUCUCAACACAGGCAAGGGCUCCACCACCCGGGUCGUGAUGCCAGAUUACAUCUCAGCAGCACGAGUAUGGUUCGCGCAGGGCAACCUCCACUUCUAUUCGAUCUGGGCCGGCAAUGCUCCAGGUCAAGUCCAGCCAUCUUUUGCCAACCCCAAAGAUCCCAGCGCGRCCAUCAACUGGGGCUUUGUUGAACUCACAAACAAUGCUGGUGGUCUCUACGCCAACUUGUCUUAUGUAGACUUUGUCGGUCUUGCCUUGGGAAUGUCCAUCAAGCGCGGCAACGGCGUGACCGACACCGUACGUGGUCUUGGUGUCAAUGGUGUUCGCAACGUGUGCAACCUCCUGGCCAAGCGACAGGCAGGCGGAAACCAGCCUUGGGGCCAACUCUGCCAGUCCGGAUCCAAUGGCCCUCUCCGUGUUGUUGCCCCUUACCCCUACCAGGUCGGUGGCAAUGGAGCAUUCGCCAACUACUUUACCAACCACGUAAAUGCUGUUUGGCAUCAUUAUACCAACAAUGACCUCGUCAUCGACACGCAGACUGGUAGUGGCCGGGUCGCUUGCCGUGUCCGUGGCGGAGCGUUGCAAUGUAAUGGAGACAAUCGCUCCUACAACAAGCCCACGGCCGGCGAUAUCUUCGGAUGCAACUCGGGUCCUUUUGCCAUUUUCGGAUCAGACAAUGGUGUGCACCGUGCUAUUGUUCCUCGUCUGUGUGCCGCAUUCAACCGUGGAACUCUUCUGUCUGGCGGUGGAAACCUUCAGCCUGGUCCUGCUGCUUCGACUUAUUACAAGACCACUCCGGCAAACUAUUACAGCGCCUUUGUCCACCAGAACCAGCCUGAUGGACGCGGCUAUGCUUUCAGCUAUGACGAUGUGAACCCAAGCGGUGGAAUUGACCAAAGUGGUACUUUGGCAGAUGGUAACCCGCAACUUCUCACCGUAUACGUUGGUGGAGCUUAG